This is a messenger RNA of Solanum stenotomum, 1057 nucleotides long. RefSeq names its product probable plastid-lipid-associated protein 13, chloroplastic. The record is from RefSeq and is a predicted model, not a curated record. The coding region runs from base 1 to 873 and encodes 290 amino acids. Lineage: Eukaryota; Viridiplantae; Streptophyta; Magnoliopsida; Solanales; Solanaceae. The transcript has 7 exons.
AUGGAUUCCGAAAACCCUACUCUUGACUUUGUCCCUGUUUUUAAUGAGUAUCUAGAAGUGUUCUCAGAUGAUCUACCCGGCCCAUAUCAGAUUUUGAGGCGUGUUGGUAAAGUUGUUUAUGAGCUUGAUUUUCUUAAUCAUUUCGCAUCCGUGCAUCUGGUUUUCCCUGUCUCUAUGUUGAAAAAGUGUGUUGGAGAUCCGACAUCUAUAGUUCUCUUAGACGGUUUUGGAGUUUAUGAAAAUCUUUCUUAUGAGGAAAUUCCGACUGAGAUUUUAGAUCGAAAAGUUAAGAAAUUGAGAAACAAGGAAGUUGCUUCGAAGAAAGAGUGUAUACGAUUUAUUUGUGAAGGAGAUAGAUUAAGGAACUCGACUUAUAUAUGCAAGCCUUCUUGUUGUUCAUCACUCUCACCCUAUUGGAGAAUUCCAUCGACAUUGGAAAAUUUAUCAAAAUUAGAUCAACUAAUCAGAAAUGAAUAUGGGACUUCUAUUGCACACAUGAAAUUAUUGAAUUCGAUCGAAAAUAAAUUUGUUCUCUCCAGCAAGUUUUCUGUCGAGGGACCUCUUCGGAUGAAAGAGGAAUAUGUUGAAGGGCUAUUUGAAACUCCAAAGGUAGAUGAGGAUAUCGUGCCUGAGCAACUAAAGGGUGCUUUGGAUCAAGCUGUUAACACUCUCCAACAACUUCCUGUUCCCAUCAGAGACACUGUGUCCCGUGGCUUGAAAAUUCCUCUUGGCGAGGCGUUUCAAAGAUUCAUUAUAAUUUCCUACCUUGAUGAAGAGAUACUGAUAGUUAGGAACACUGCUGGAGAACCCGAGGUCCUAACGCGGUUGGAUCCGGUCCCUGAUCCAGAACCAAUGUUGGAUUAUGAGAGCUGAGGAGCUCAACUUUCUCCGAAAAAACCCGGUCAUUUCUCUCAUCACCCUCAGAUGCUGUAUUUAACAUCUACAUAAUGUUGUUAUUACAUCUUUUUCACUAAGUAUUGUAUAGAUUGAAUGUCAAGAUGAUGAGCAUUGAACGCGAUGUUACAAAGAUGGUUGUUGUUAUAGAGAGAUAAAAUAU